This is a messenger RNA of Rhopilema esculentum, 1319 nucleotides long. The record is from RefSeq and is a predicted model, not a curated record. NCBI's taxonomy places the organism in Eukaryota, Metazoa, Cnidaria, Scyphozoa, Rhizostomeae, Rhizostomatidae.
CGCAGAAAUCAUAGAUAGAGCAUAUAGAAUUGGCAAGGCAAAAACAAAACCGGAGAUCAAAUACGUGAACAGGCAGUUAUCGUAAAAUUCAAUACCUGGGAGACGAGAGUUACUGUUUAACAUGACAAGGAAAAGCUGAAUGAUGUAGCAAUUAAACCUGACUUAACACCUCGCAGGGCUAAACUUGAUUCUCUUGCACGUGAAAAAGCUAAAGUCUCUGACAGAAUCGAAUUCGCCUUCGUGGACAUAAAUUGCCGCCUUGUCCUGAAUACAGAAGAAGGAUCGCUAGAAUUGUUAAUGCUGAAGAAGGGCUGGGAAAACUAACAGCGAUGCGUGGUUCAGUUUCUUGAACCUUUUAAGCUUCAAGAGCAGUUUCAGACGUGGAAGGAAAAAAUGAAACAGCUGCAAAAAGAUAAGAAGAUGGAGAAGGUUCAUGAACAAAUUGCAAGGGUACAUUUCCGCAAAUCACUUAUGGAGAAGUGCUUCUAUGGAUGGCGAAAGGAAUGUUUAGUUGAGCGAAUGCGAAUGAAAUUGGAUUUAAAACUUUGUGCCCAGUAUUUUUCUGUAUGGAAGGAUCAAAGCUUAGGAUCGAACAAAGCUGAACGCGCAUAUGAUCAAAUGCUGUUGGAAAGGUCUUGGAAGCGUUGGAGGAAAGUGAAAAUUAAACUAAAAGUAAUAAGAGCUAUGGAGAUCAGGCGCGCAACCAGAAAUUUCAGAGGGCAGGGGUCCAAGACACAAAAAGGGCACUAAUUAAACUUCAGAAAAGGUCCACCGGGGCAUUUGUUUAGGUACACCGAAAAUAUGAGCAGUUAGUAAAUCUGCAAAUAUUGUACGCCAGACAAGGGAAACUGAUCAAUAGAGAAAAGUUGUGGUGUACGGUUUAUUUUGUGGUGAGGUGUGAUGAAGUUUAGGAGGCCCGAAGGAGGGGGGAAAUGGAAAAAACAAUGCCUCUUGCGAGCGAAGCGAGCAAAAAUUUCGCCACCACACCCUUGCAAAUAGCUUAAAUUCACUAAUUCGUUCAAGAUGUUUUACUUUUUAAUUGUAAUUUUGUUACUUUUAAUAAAUUCCAUUUAAAAACGGAAUUCAUUGCUUUGUGAGGCUCCCUAGACCUCGAGGCCCUAGGGCAAUUUGCCCCUUUGUCCCCCUCUCGGCGACCCUGCUGUCAUCUCCUUUUCCCAGCGCCAGCUCACUUUUGAAUAGCAACCCAUCAUCUUCCAUAUCCGAAGACAUUUUGCGCUUUAAAAUAUUAUUAUUGAAUUCUUUGCUUCGCACUACAGAUUGGAGGAGGUUGAACUGUUCCACGAGCCUUGCCUUCAGCU